Messenger RNA from Gloeophyllum trabeum ATCC 11539, 4056 nucleotides. RefSeq lists its product as uncharacterized. Lineage: Eukaryota; Fungi; Basidiomycota; Agaricomycetes; Gloeophyllales; Gloeophyllaceae. Gene Ontology annotation, biological process: regulation of DNA double-strand break processing. The record is from RefSeq and is a predicted model, not a curated record. Gene Ontology annotation, cellular component: site of double-strand break; nucleus. Gene Ontology annotation, molecular function: protein binding. The transcript is spliced from 18 exons. The coding region runs from base 1 to 4056 and encodes 1351 amino acids.
AUGGAGGACGUGGACGUCUUUGCGGCCAUGGGCAUUUCAGGUUUUGGGAAGACCGCCACAAAGAAGACGCUGGACCCCAAGCGUUUCGACAAAAUGAAGCGAGAGGAGGUAUGGUCGUCUGCUAUUUGGGCGAGCAACGAGCCUUCGAUCACGUCUGGGCCUUCACAAAGUACGAAUGAACUAGAGGAGGAGCCAGAGUUUGAUCCCGAUGAAAUGGGUCCUCCUCCUCCGCCACGGUCUAGUUUCACGCACGGGGAGGAGCUCGAGUUUGACUCAGGCGGGCUGGAAUAUGAGAGCGCAGACGCACCCCAGUUUCCCACUACCCACGAGCUUGUUCUGAAAGACCAUACCAAGGUCAUCUCCGCCCUUACCCUCGAUCCAUCUGGUGCAAGGAUAUUAUCCGGUUCGCACGAUUACGACUGUAAGCUGUGGGACUUCGGAGGAAUGGACACGCGCUGUAAGCCUUUCAAGACUUGGGAACCUGCUGGCACUUACUACGUACACGACGUGAAAUACUCUCAUGAUGGGCAAUGGUUUCUGGUCAUCUCUGGCACGCUACAGCCCAAGUUGUAUGAUCGUGAUGGAGAGGAGCAUGCUACAUAUAUAAAGGGUGAUCCCUACAUACGCGAUAUGAAGCAUACAGCCGGUCAUGUCGGCGAGGUACUCUCCUGCGCAUGGCAUCCGAAGGACACGCAAUAUUUCAUCACCAGCUCUGCCGACUCUACGAUACGGAUAUGGGAUGCCGAAAACAAGCGCAAGCACAAGUCGAUUAUUGUAGUCAAGUCAAAAGAGAGGGGUGCCCGUACCAAAGUCAAUGCUUGUGCGUACUCUCCGGACGGCAAUCUGAUCAGCGGAGUUUGUCUCGAUGGGGCCCUCCACAUCUGGAAAACGAACUCAAAUUUUGUCCGACCGGACAUGAGUAUAGAAGGAGCGCACGGUAAAUCAACCGAGACCGGGUCGCUCAUAUUCUCGGUUGACGGGCGUACAAUCCUUACUCGAGGUGGUGAUGACACUGUGAAAUUGUGGGACCUCAGGUCCUUCAAGAAGCCAGUAUCAAGCCGCUCAGGUCUGACAACGUUGUACCCCACCACCAACGCAGUCUUCAGUCCAGACGAGAAAUAUAUUGUGACAGGCGCGGGCGCGACACAGAAAGGCGGACCAGGCAGACUGCUGUUCCUGAACAGAGAGAGCUUGGACACUGCUCGUGAGAUAGAAAUGGAGACGACCCCAGUGAAAGUAACGUGGCAUACAAAAAUCAAUCAGAUCGUAACAGGUCUCUCGAAUGGAUCUAUCCAUGUGCUUUACUCUCCUGUCACGUCUAUCAAUGGAGCCAAACUCUUGCUCAAUAAGGGCCCGCCGAAGAAACCUACCAUCGAGGAUAUGUCGGACGCCCUUGCAGCGCCGACUAUCAUUACCCCUCAUGCGUUGCCGAUGUAUCGCGAGGGCGACGAUGGGCGAGGCAGCAAGCGGAAGAGGGAGAAGGAGAGGAUGGAUCCAAGGAAGAGCAAGAGGCCGGAACUGCCGGUGACCGGACCAGGGAAGGGUGGACGGGUUGGUGCGAGUGCAACGCAGCACGUCGUCCAGAAUUUGGUACGGAACAAUACCAGGGACGAGGAUCCCCGCGAGGCGUUACUCAAGUACGCUCAGCUUGCAGACGAGGACCCGCAAUGGACGGCAGGUAAGCGGCUAGCGUAUCUCGAGUGCGAUAAACCGCAGAGCAAGGGAGGAAAAAGGCCAGAAAACGCGCUCUCGGACAACACGAACAACCAGACGCUCUCUUUCACCAAUGACUCUGUCGACGUCGUCGUGCCUAGCCCCGAGUCACCCAACACGCCUGUCUCGCACGUAAAUGGAGUUUCGUCCAAGAUUGACAUCGAUGGGGCCGCUGUUGAGAGUGACGCGCGACACGAACCCGCGCCGACCAAAGUUGAAAUGGUCGACGACGCGUCGACGCGUCCUUUGAAUGGCUCGCCGCAAGCUCCAGGUACGUAUUGUGAAUCUAUCCCAAUAAAUCCUCCUAAAGGAACUCCGCCACCGCCUACCGGUGAGCUUUUGGAUGACGUGAGAAUGGCGGAGGAGUCAAGCUCGAAUGGUACUUUGAAGGAGCACAAGGAGGAGGAAAAGGUGGACGUCGAGAUGGAGGGGGAGACGCCGACACCCGCACCGAACGGUGAUAUUGCCAAUUCCCCUACCUCGAUUCCCACUGGGUCGUCGACGACGGCCGUCGAAUCCCAUUCACAUCGCACUCCAGACGACCGGGAGGAAGGGGGUGAACGGCCUGCGAAGCGAGCUCGCAAGUUCUCUGACGCGGAUCAGGCCUCAAUGGCCCACUCUGCCACACCACCGCCCGUCUCCACCAACUCCUCUGUCGCCAACGGCACUGCCUCCUCUCGGCCGCAGGGCCCUUCUACGUUCAGCGCACAACAAUAUCGGUUCUGCGUCUCCACUAUCCGCACGCUCAAAAAGCUUAAGGACGCUGCCCCCUUCCUCAAGCCUGUUGAUAUUGUCGCUCUUAAUAUACCUCAUUAUCCCUCUAUAAUCAAGCAUCCCAUGGACUUCGAGACCAUCAGUAACAAGCUUGCAGCCUCUAAUCCUGCGAAACCCGACCUCAAUUCUACCAGUCCUCACUAUCACCACGCGGAUGAAUUCAUCCACGACGUGCGGUUGAUAUUCAAGAACUGCGAAACGUUCAAUGGCCCAGACCACGUCAUUUCGGUUAUGGGUAAGAGGGUGGAGGCGGUCUUUGACAAACAGAUCAAACAGAUGCCACCGCCCGACGAGCCGAAGCCGACGAUAGUGAAGAAGCCGUCGCCGAUUCCUCCCCCAGCUCCUGCUGCGUCCAAGAAAAAGUCCGCUGUUCGUCGACCCUCCACGUCGGUUCCUGCUAUCCGGCGUUCGGAAGAAAGUAUCAGUAGUCGACCUAAACGAGAGAUUCACCCCCCUCCUCCUCGCGACUUGCCCUAUGCUGAUGGUCCGAAGCGACCUCGCAAGUCCAGGGUACCUCGAGACGACAGGACGGCAGAGCAGCUGAAAUACUGCAGCAAGAUCCUGACCGAACUGCACCGAAAGCAGUAUUAUGACAUCGCCAAUCAUUUCUACGAGCCCGUCGAUUGGGAGAAGCUUGACAUCCCAACCUAUCCUAAGAUAAUCAAGGUUCCCAUGGAUAUGUCGACCAUGCGUAAGAAGUUUGAAGCCCAUGAAUACAAAACAGCUCGACAAUUCUACGAGGAUUUCAAGCUCAUGAUUCGCAACUGUUACACCUUCAACCCCGUGGGGACUCUCGUCAAUCAGGCGGGCGUAGAGCUGGACAAGCUCUUCGAUGAGAAAUGGAAGGGUCUGCCACCAUUGCAUGAAGGGAGUGACCUGGAAGACGAAGAGGAAGACGACACCGACGACGAGCGUGCCCGCGCCAUCGCAGAGAUGGAGAACCAGAUCGAGACAAUGAAAGCCAAUCUUGCAGGACUCAAGGCUAAACCGCCUAAAGAGAAGAAAAAGAAGGAGAAGAAAGAGAAACCUGCUCCUGUCGCCUCUUCGUCGAAGGCUGCCGGCAGGGUCUCCAAGCAGUUGUCUUCGAGCAAGAAGAAGAGCAAGAAGGCAGCUAUCCCUGAAGACGAUGUCCUCUCCUUCGAGCAGAAGAAAGACCUCAGCGAGACUAUCCAGAAACUUGAUGGGGCGAAACUUGAGAAGGUCAUUCAAAUAAUCCAUGAGGGCGUUCCUGAGAUUCGUGACAGCACGGAGGAAAUCGAGCUGGAGAUUGAUCUAUUACCAGCUGCGGUCCUUACGAAGCUCUACAAUUUUGUUCUGCGUCCUCUCCAACGCAAUGCCGCGCCCAAGCGAAGUCGAACCGGGAAGGGGACUGGUACUGGCGGGCUGAAGCGGAAGAGUAUGGAUGAGGACGUGGAGACGGAGAAGAUUCGUCAGCUUGAAGAGCGUAUGCGGCUUUUUGAGCAGGGCGGAGCCGCUAAUCUCGGUGGCUCUGGGACCAGGGCGGACAUGAGCGACCAUUCCUCCGACUCCAGCGAUGGUUCCGACAGUUCUGGGAGCGAUUCGGAGUAA